Drosophila elegans is the source of this 1700-nucleotide messenger RNA. RefSeq names its product acyl-coenzyme A thioesterase 9, mitochondrial. Gene Ontology annotation, biological process: acyl-CoA metabolic process. The transcript has 2 exons. Gene Ontology annotation, molecular function: fatty acyl-CoA hydrolase activity. Gene Ontology annotation, cellular component: mitochondrion. The record is from RefSeq and is a predicted model, not a curated record. Lineage: Eukaryota; Metazoa; Arthropoda; Insecta; Diptera; Drosophilidae. The coding region runs from base 160 to 1566 and encodes 468 amino acids.
UUCGGUUCUCGAAUCACUCUCUAUUUUGCAGUCCAAGUGACAGCACUCAAAUGCAAAUUCAAUUGAACUGAACUGUAUUACGUAUUAGAAAUCGGAAUUUCCCAUCGGUUCCCAGUAGGCGGGUCAACUAGCUCCAAAUUUCAACGCGGAACACCCGGAAUGAUGCUGUGUCAGGUGGCCCGUGGACUUGGAACGGUGCUGGCGAGGAGGUGCCACUGUUCGACUGCCCGGGAGAGGCGUCUGGUGACCUUAAUAUGCCAGAUGCCCAGGAGGAGCUUCUCGAUGGACAAGGGGCCCAAGAUAUCAUCGGAUCAUCACUCUGGCACAAUGGAUGAUGUGACUCGCACUAUUCGCGAUCAGUCCGGCGUGGAUUUGGGCUACCACACUAUUCCCAAGCCCCGGGAUCACCUCCUGCAGCACCAGCCUAAACGGGAAGAUCUGCCGCCCAGAACCAUGUCGGAUUCCCACACCACUGCCGUCCUACCCCUCAGCUCCAGUGAGUCGAUCCGCGAGAGCUAUGUGAAUCACCUGGGCAGGGUGAGAUUGGGCAGGAUUAUGGAGGAACUAGACAUGUUCGCCGUGUGGAUGUGCCAUCGCCAUGUGAAGCUACCCAAGUUGCCCAAAGGGGUGCCACUGCCCUACACCUUUGUCACGCUGCUGGUGGACAAAGUGGAGUUCACCAAUCUGGAGCGGUUGCAGGUCAACCAGGACAUUGAGAUCAGCGGGCACAUCUCUUGGGCAGGACGCAGCUCCAUGGAGAUCACCAUCUAUGUGAAGCAGUUGGCCUAUGGCGAGUACAUCGAUGUGACCAAGGCCAUCUUUCUGAUGGUAGCCAGAAAUGCCACAAAUACGGGACCUGCACCCAUUAAUCCUCUGGAGGUAGGUGAUGCCACAGAGGAACUCAUAUGGGAGCAGGCGGAGAAGCGGCAGAAGCUGCGCAAAUCCUCGGCCAUGGAGUCCGUAUUCAAUUCCCCACCCAGGGAGCACGAGCAGACCAUUAUGUACGACAUCCUUAAGAGAACCACGCCGAUGAACAGCAUGGAUCUGAACAAGCGCGUGCUGCCGCCGAAAUGCCGCUGGAUGGAGGACUCCCUGCAGACAACGAUGAUUGCUCCGUUUCCGGAGAACCGAAAUGCCCAGAACACCAUCUUUGGGGGCUAUCUAAUGCGCCAGGCCGUCGAGAUCAGCUUCAUUACGGCCAGCAUCUACCUGGGCGAUCGGCCCAUCCUUAAGUGCAUCUCGGACAUCAGCUUUAUGCACCCGGUGCAUGUCAACAAGUUCCUCCAGCUCACCGCCUACGUGGUCUAUGCCGCCCAGAACUACAUCCAGCUGAUGACAGUGGCCCAGAUUUGGGACGCCAAGAGUGGCAAGGUCCAGACCACCAAUGUCUUCUACUUGACCUACCGCGCGGACAAGGUUCUGGAUGAAGUGCUUCCGCGCUCCUACCGCGAAAUGUUGUGGUAUGUCCACGGCAGGAGGAAACUACUUGCCGCCCUCAAUCUGCAGCCAGAGUACCCCGAUCCCAUCACGGUGCCCAAGGAGAGCUCAAACAGUAUAUCUACUUAGUGUUAAUACAUGCACUUAGAUAAGCUCAAGGUGUAAUUUAGUUUUUUUGUAUUAUGUUGCCCUAUUUAUAGAAUGUAUAAUUUUUAUCCGACCUAUUAAGUUCAAAUAAAACUUGAUGGAAUGUCGACUUCUAA